CGACAAUUCCUGUAUAGGUCAGUGCAAGUGUUUAUUCCUCUCCUUUCUGUGUCAGCCAAAUCCAAUACACAAAUGAAUUGUUCGAAAAAUUUAAAGGGUCUAAACAUUCACGUAUACUUGAGCACAUGAAUAUGCUUUUAGAACAUAACAGGGAUUCAAAAUUGAUCUUCCAGAUAUGUAUUUUCCGACAAUGAUAUGAAAGUUUGGGUUACUGCAAGAAACGGUGGAUUUUAUUUUCCUCUACCAACGUCAACUUUUGAUUAUAUAUGUACAUUGGCUGAUUUACACUAAUCUCAGUGAUGAACUAUUCAAAUGACUGAAUAUAAGUUCUUUAACAUAUUGAAAUUUUAUCACCGGGGUUCAUGACGUAAAUGGACUGAGUUUAAGUGAAUUUUUCAUUUAUACUGGAUUUGUUAAUGUUUCUCAUCUUCACUUGUUUAAAAAAUGGAAUCUUGCUGAAAUGAAAUAUUAGCGGUGUACAACUUGUAACGCUCUCGAGACUAUUUUUAAUGAUUUUUUUAAACAAUUCCACAAAUGCACUUUGAUGAAACUUCCCUCACAACUGGAUACCAGCUGACGACCACUUUUACCAGAAGUCAGGGAUUUCCUUGCACGGUUUACCCGGAUUAAGGUGCACAGGUUUGAUCCCCGUCUACUGUUUACUUUUGGAUCUAAGUCGACAGCCUUUUUCAAUGACAACAAAGCCAAAUGAAUACCUAGGGACGUAAUGAAAAAAAACAAUACUCAGUUUUGCUGUCCAAAUGGAAUAUCUAUAUUUUUACCAUUCUAUCUGUUGACCUCCCGGAGGAAGUAAACGUCUGUGAUGACUGACGUGCUACCACAGCUCGCUAACCAGCCCAAGUUCUUCACUAACCAGCCCAAGUUCUUCACUAACCAGCCUAAAUCUCUGUCCUUUGAUGAGAGGAAGCUGACUACAUACCCAAAGUCAUUCCUUACUGAGACCGAAGUUCCUUCCAUUGGUUUACAGCCAACUUUUACAACUUUCUUACCCAAUCUACAGUCUGAAGGAUACACGCUGACCUCAUAUGCUUCCUAUAUCGACGACCCUAGAAAACUCGUGGUACAUUAUGUAUCAACUCCAGCUUCUAUUCGAGUUUCACUUAAUGCCAAUACGAAUCUCACCAAUGCAACGUCAGUGGCUCCCUCUAAGAUAAACAGACCUCGUACAGCUGCUGCAGUUUUAUCUGCCAAAUCAGAGUCCAGCUGUGAUCGUGUGUCCCAGGUAGAGCAUGAACCCACAAGACGACACAAUUUAGAAAACCACAUGCCUGCUAAGCGUAACAAACCACCUCCAUGGCAAAAGAAUCUAGACACUCCUCUCGUGCCCUUUGUCACGGGCCCUGGCUAUAUCCUGUCCAGGAGCAAAUCGAAGUUCGCUGUUACCAUCAAAGAAGAAUUCUUUGAGCCUGUAGCAGAGGAAUCUCAAAAGAGGAAACAAGUACCCACAGAAAGAGUGGAGAAAGAGACACCGAAGGUGUCUGGAAAGGAUAAUAGAUUCCUAGAACAAAUUAUGGAGAGGGAUACAAUCAUUGAGCAAUUACAGCAGCAAAUCUCCGACCUUACAUUAUACUUAGAGGAAGAACGAGUUAACCAUAGACAGACCAAACAGAAGGCAGAGGAAUUUCUAAAAGACAAAAUUGAUGAACUGAACAAUCAACAUAGGGAUGCCAUCAGAGAUUUGCAAGAGGAUCAUAGAGAUGACAUGGAGAAACUCCGCCUCAGUAUCGAAGCAGAUCACCAGGCUUACAAAACUGCAGCAGAGGGACAAAUCUUAAAAAUGAAGAAAGAAAUAGAAUUUCUACAAGGUGCAUUUGAGUCCUAUAAAAGUUCACUCCACCAAGAUAUGGACGACAAGUGGAACAACAGAGAAAAUGAUCUGAAACUCCAACUUCAAGAAGAAAAACAGGCUGCCGUUCAUGAAAUGAAAAUGAAAGUAAUACAGGAGAGGAAUGUAGAAAGGAUAGCAAUGCAGAAAGAUCAUCAGAAAACUAUUGAAAAUCUACGCAAGGAACACAAAAAAGAACUGGAUGCAUUAGUAAGGAAAUUUUCCAAUGCAGCUGCUGAUUUGGAAAGGUUAAAGAAAACAACAGCGGAAUUAAAGGAAACAAAACGUGAUCUAGAGACCAUAACCACUGCUUAUAAUGAAACAUGUCAACAGCUGGCCAAUACGUCCAGAGAACUUGCCGACACAAAAGUAAAACUGAUGUCCUUUGAAGAGCAGUUUGAUGAGAAAGUUCAACAAGUGGAUUCUAAGUAUCAACAAAAGAUUAACGAUCUCAUAACACAAAAUAUUGAAUUGAGACGACUCUAUGUGAAGAAAUGUGGACAGCUGUAUGAAGAAAAAGUGAAUGUGGAAUUGGACAGAGUUAAAAGGGUUCAAUCUGCUAAAGAGGUCAUGCAGUCCAUGCUACAUUCUAAACAAAGAUCCGAUGUGAGUUUUGCUCCUGGGGACCCUGAAUAUGAAGAAGUGAUCCAUAAACCAAAAACUAGACCAGGUAGUGCUCCAUUGACAAAACGUGAAAUGGAAACAGCCCAUUCAUCUGUAGGAAAUACUGAACACUUGUUAGAAAAAGAGGACAUUCCAGAAUUCCCAGACACUGUCCUGCCGGAAGUUAGUAAGGAGAUUGAAGAACUCAAGAAACAAAUUAUGUCUGACAUUAAAGUGCCUACAAAGGAAGAGAUGUUACAAGCGCUGGACAGUGCUAGAUAGGAAAUUAAAACCAAAAUGAUGAAAUUCAGAGAGGGAAUGUGUUUAUGUAUUCCUAGUACUUAAUAUUUAAAACAGAAACCACCAAUCUUUUGGGUUUGAAUAAAUAUGUUUUUUAAGAGAAAUUUCUAUUCAUUCUAAUAAUUAUUAUUUUCAUUUUUAUGAAUAGAUUUAUUUUUGUUUAUUAGGAAUAAUCUACACAUUCAUUGUCUGUGUAAUUAAAUUUGUAUUUAAUUUAUUUACAACUUUUUACAUUAUUACAUACAUGUGUAUAACAAUAUUAAGUGAGAGUUCCAGUCUAUUUUGACUCCUAAUUUUUAUGUAUCUUGUACUUUGACUGUGAUAAGUUGAGAUGUAUGAUAUUUGUUAGGUAUUAUCAUAUUAGGUAUAAUUUUGUAUUGUUUGGGCUAGUUCAUUUCAAAGUUACUUUUACCAUUAAAAAAAAUUGAGAUAGUAUAUAUCACCAACAAUGAAUUAUUUAUGAAGAAAAGGGGAAUUAAAAUAUCAGAAAUAGAUCUGGGUUGUUUUAUCUAUCCCAUUUUUUAAAAAUAAAAUAUAAAAUUAA
Messenger RNA from Saccostrea echinata, 3293 nucleotides. RefSeq names its product centrosomal protein of 112 kDa-like. Gene Ontology annotation, cellular component: cytoplasm. NCBI's taxonomy places the organism in Eukaryota, Metazoa, Mollusca, Bivalvia, Ostreida, Ostreidae. The record is from RefSeq and is a predicted model, not a curated record. The transcript has 16 exons. Bases 824 to 2731 code for a protein of 635 amino acids.